CCAGUGAGGGUGCAGCCAAAUCAGAGAACAUCACAAUGACUCCUGCACCUCCUUUGAAGCGACAGAGCUUUGGUCAUUUUCAGAUCCCUGUAAGCACAUUUUCAAUACAGUUCGAAGAUGAGAAUGUUGGGGCGACUAAUGAAGUUGGAAAGCAGAAUGCAAAUGAAAGACGUGAUGGAAUAGGGGUAGCAGCUAUUACGAAGCAAAGGGAGGAUCAGCAGCUUAACGUAACAAUGUCAGAAAAGGUUCAGCUUGCAGUGUUGUCUCAAGGCCUUGCCGCAAAAAGUAGUUGUGACAAAGGUUUAAUAUGUGAAAAUGGACAGAUAAAAGAUUCCCAACUAUUACAGCGCCACAACUAUUUAGAAGAAAGGUCGACAUCUAUAAGAAACAGCCCAGUCCCGGCUGAUCCUUGUUGUCAUCAUGUUACAGGUAGAAAGCUCUAUUUUCCAAAUGAAAAUCAUCUGCCAACCAAUAAGAUAGCAGAUAACUCAACUAUUGUCAGAAGCAUUAACCAUGAAACAAAGGGCUGUGAAGAUGCACCAGUGGACCAAGGCACAGUACGGACAGAACAAGGCGAGAGUGAGUGUACUGGUGUCAAUGAUGAGCUGUGCUUGCCUCAGUCAGACGAGAGGAAAAUCCAGAUUACAGUCAAGGACACUGGUACAGAGCAAGAGCACCGUACACCUUCUAAUCCCACACUAACACUCCUCAGCCGGCCAGCUCAAUUACAGGUCAGUCAGAUAAAUUCUGCAGUGGAGAGUGUGGCACAAACUACCCAUCCAACCAAGCAACCAGUGACAUGGGAACCUACAAAGCUCUCAAAGGAAACUUCCAAAAUCCCUCGAUCACUGGAGACUUUUACUAAACAAACAGCAAGCACACCAAAGCUUUCCAGCCCCUCUUAUUCAUCCUCUGUUAACCAAGGUACUAAAGUGCAGAUUUUUCACCAGACACAGCACAACAAAGCUACCAGACAGUUUCUAACACCACUGAAAAGUGCUCAGGCUCAGGGACCAACUGCAACGAAGAGUAAAGAUAAGAAACAUGAACCCAAAGUGGGAGUCUCUCUCUCUGACCAUGACAACGCUGCCACUGAAGUAAAAGAGCAAACGCAUCAGAAAGAGGACAAGGGAAGCAGUAAGAGCCCAGAGAAAACCAAACUUACUCUAGCAUUGACCUCUGACCCCCGGGUUUGUGAUGCCAGCCAUCUCUCAGAGGAGGAGAGGGUGUGUGUGCUGGAGGAAGCAUUGAAGGCUAGAGCACUGGUGGUUACAAUGCUGUACCAGGAUGGAACCACCCAACUGGAUGCUGAGCAGAAAUGUCCUCCUCCUGUGUGUGGGAUUUUGGUUCAGCUAAAGAAGAGUCUGGACUUGGUGGGUGUGGAGGAGGCAGGAGCUGCUAAGGAGAGGCUGCUGUUUUUGAGACUAGAACAAAGGCCUGUGUGGGCUCAGCAAGACCCACAACACAACCAGGAUCUGUUCACCAGAGACGUACUGUUGCAGAUGGUGUGCAAAACUCAGACUUUAGUGUGUUACAAAGCUAAAGACCUGCUCCGCACAGCAGUCAAGCAUUUCAGCAAGGAUCUGACCUGGAAACAAGUAGCUGAUUGUAAAGUGUUGGACCCUCAGAUUGCAGCCUGGUUACUAGAUCCUGCUGAUUGUGCCACCUGCUUUCAGGACCUUUUCAACAAGUACUGCACCCAGCCCGCCAGACACGUCCGUCCACAGACUGCACUUGAACACAAGAAGGUGACACAUGUGAUCGCCAGCCUGUCACACCUACACAGGGUCAUGGUGGAGCUUCGGAACAAGCUGGAGACACAGGGUCUGUGGAAACUGUAUUUCUGCAUGGAACAGAAGAUGAUUCCCAUAUUAGCAGCUAUGGAGAGCCAUAAGAUCCACGUGGACAAAGAAGCAUUAAAGAAGACAUCAGAGAUGCUCGGGGUGAAGAUGAAACAGUUGGAGCAGGAGGCUCAUCAGGCUGCUGGUCAGCAGUUUCUGGUGUCCAGCAGUUCCCAGCUUAGACUGGUUCUGUUUGAGAAGCUUCGUUUGCAUGAACGCUGUGAAAAUAAGAAGCUGCCCAAAACUCUUAAACAACAACAAUCCACCUCAGAGGCUGCGCUGUUACAGCUUCAAGCUCUGCACCCUCUGCCUAAAAUCAUUCUGGAAUACAGACAGGUUCACAAAAUCAAGUCGACUUUUGUGGAUGGGAUUCUGUCUUGUUUGACAAGGACGUUCAUCUCAUCCACAUGGAAUCAGACCAGUACAGUGAGCGGCCGACUGUCUGCUAAACACCCAAACUUUCAGGCUCUGCCCAGGCAGUCAGUACAGAUCAGCAGGAAGCAGAAUGUUCAAGGAAAGGGGGUGGAGCUGGUGACUGUCCAUCCACGAACUAUGUUCAUACCACAAGAGGGCUGGACCUUCCUUUCUGCAGAUUUCUGUCAGGUGGAGUUGCGUCUCUUGGCUCAUUUGUCGUCUGAUCCUGAGCUCACGAGAGUCUUUCAGAAUCCUGAAGCAGACGUCUUUACCAUGUUGGCCUCUCAGUGGAAGGGUGUCGGUGAGGACAGUGUGAGUUCCGAAGACAGAGAACAUGCCAAGCGCAUUGUCUAUUCGCUGGUCUACGGAGCGGGAAAGGAGCGACUGUCGGGUAUACUGGGUGUAAGUGCUGAGGAGGCCAGUCAUUUUCAGGACACGUUCCUACAGACUUACAGAGAAGUGCAGACCUUUAUACAGCGCACUGUGCAGCAUUGUCACAGACAUGGUUAUGUGAAGUCUAUAAUGGGACGGCGCCGUUUCCUUCCUCACGUGCAUUCGACAGACUGGGGUGUUCGGACUCAGGCAGAGAGACAAGCAGUCAACUUUGUGGUGCAAGGUUCAGCGGCAGAUAUUUGUAAGAUGGCCAUGAUACAAAUCUGCUCACAUGUUGACUCCUCUACUACUUUUACUGCCAGGCUGCUGGCUCAGAUCCAUGAUGAACUACUUUUUGAGGUGGAGGACUCACAGGUGGAAGACUUUGCAGUGUUGGUAAAGAAAACAAUGGAAUCACUUCAGCACAUUGACUGUCUUGGAGUCAGUCUUUCUGUGCCUCUGAAGGUCUCUGUGUCUACAGGACGAUCAUGGGGCUCCAUGUGUGAAGUGAAACUCCCCCCCAGCAGCUGCUAGUACUACACACACAUCUUCCUGAACCUUUUCUUUGUUCCUGUGUUCAUUGCUCUGUCUCUCGCUUCAUGAGUCUUGUUGAGUAAAAUCCUCUCUCGUUGUGUUUGGCGUUUCCGUGCCUAAUUUUGUCUAUUUAUCAUUUUUUUCUCGCCUCUGUCGUUUCUUUACUCCCUCUUUAUCUCUGAGCUGUAAUCCGUUGCCGUGGUAACCGGCUGCUGCAGCUCCCAGUUCAUUUAAAAAAGGCUUGCUGUAUCCAGGGGCAACCGUAGGAGCCACUGCCGAACUGUGCCAGUUUGUGCCUUUCUUUUUCUUCUUCUGUUCUCUUGAGUACAUUUCAUUAGUAUUACCAGUGCGGUUUUGUUUCGCACCCUGUUUCAGUCUGUCUGUCUAUCUAUCAUCUAUCUAUCUAGUUACAUAUGAACUAAUAACUCAUUACUAACUUUAUUCUAAAUGAUUGAACAUACUCAGUUCACUAGUCAGGAGUUCUUUUCGACUGCUGGUUAUCGUAAUCAACAGGUUUACCAGUUGUAAUUGAAUAUGUUCAUAUAUUUAGUAACAGCAGCAUGGUGACGCAUCAAAGGCUCAUGGGUAGAAUGGCUCUGAUCCUUGCAUCUCCUGAGGAUGUUCCUGAGGAGUUUAAAAUAUUCCUUUUAUGUCUAGGUUUCAGCACUCGUUUUAUGAUCAUCAAAUGACUCUCCCACAGUAACCACCCCCUCAGUGCAUCGUUGAGCUUAUACCAUCUUAAAAGGCUAACCUAAUUUAAAAUGAUUCUCCUUAUAAAAGAUCUGACUCCCACUGUCCAUCUCACAUGAAUAAUAAUAGGAAGGUUAUUAUAUUUUACCUCUCUCUCCUUCUCCAAAAUGUGUAAAUUGUGCAUUUGUGAAUCAGAACCUGGUGGCUCAGGGGGUAGUACUAUCGCCUCGCAGCAAGAAGGUCCUGGGUUUGAAUCCCAAGUCGAGCGGUCUGGGUCCUUUCUGUGUGGAGUUUGCAUGUUCUCCCCGUGUCUGCGUUCCUCCUGCCUUGCGCCCAGUGUUGCCUGGUGGAAGUGGGCCUUUUGUAAAACAGGACAGCUUUAUACUGAAGUCAUCCUGAUUUUUAAACCAGUUGUCCCCAUAUAUUUACAUUGUGUUGUAUACAUGACAAAAUAUGACUUUUGGUAUAUUUUACAUUUUAUAUGUAUUUUUUAGGAUUUUAAUUUUAACAUGCCAUGUAGGAUGACUCCAUGAUUUUGUGUUCAUAUGUAUGGAAUUUUAGAAAUGUGUUUCUAAUGCAUUGUGCACUCUGGUUUGAUGUUU
Trichomycterus rosablanca is the source of this 4453-nucleotide messenger RNA. It is a transcript of the gene poln, whose product is annotated as polymerase (DNA directed) nu. The transcript has 24 exons. The record is from RefSeq and is a predicted model, not a curated record. Gene Ontology annotation, molecular function: DNA binding; DNA-directed DNA polymerase activity. Gene Ontology annotation, biological process: double-strand break repair via alternative nonhomologous end joining; DNA-templated DNA replication. Bases 36 to 3161 code for a protein of 1041 amino acids. NCBI's taxonomy places the organism in Eukaryota, Metazoa, Chordata, Actinopteri, Siluriformes, Trichomycteridae.